UAUUUAGAAGCGCGUUUUCUCCCGCACGUGUUAGACCACCGAUCGUGUUCGAUAAAUCUGCCAGCGCUUGCCAACCAAUUUUGUUACAUUUAACUCACUUUUUUCAACUUCGACAGCUAUGUAAAAUUUCAUGAAAAAAAUUCAUGAAUAUUUUCUUUAAUCGAUUUUAAACUAUGAAAUUAUUUCCUGUGGAAUUUCGAUUUGGAAGCAAGAUGAGCUCAAAAUAUUUAUUUGUAUUUUGUGUCAUAAAGUGUAUUAUUUGCCUCUCUUCAGCUCAGGGACAGCAAUCCUUUCAAUAUGAACCCUAUUACCCUUACAAUCCGCAACAAUUAUAUCCUCCUUACCAACCGUAUAAUGAAGUGGAUGAUGAUUUGAGAGGGGAUUAUUGCAACAGAAGGGGCCCUCUCAAGUGUUGCCCCCAGAGAGAUGACACCUGUUCCGUACCUAUUUUGGGUACCUUGUGCUACUGUGACUUGUUUUGCAACAGAACAAAUAGUGAGGACUGUUGCCCAGAUUUUGAAGAAGUGUGUCUUGGGAGACGUGUUCAACCCCCAGAGCAAAUAGUAAGACCACAAUGUCUGCAUCAAGGGAGAUACUACAACCUUGGAUACACUCUGCAUAUCAAUUGCAACAAAUGCAUCUGCCGUGUGCACGGAAAUGCUAAAUUCGAAUUCGACUGCGAGCAGAAUGUGUGCCUCGUCAGACCGGAACUCAUUUCGGGUAUCAAUGACGCUCACCAAGGAUGGAAAACUAGCAACUACACAUUCUUUUGGGGUAAAACACUUGAAGAUGGCAUUCAGUAUCGCCUUGGGACCCACAAACCAACGCGGCCGACGAUGGAGAUGAACGAAAUACACCCGAUCACGAACGGACCCCUUCCACAAAAUUUUGAUUCGCGACAGAAAUGGAGGAAUCUCAUAACCCCAGUCCGAGACCAGGGAGACUGUGGAUCUUCCUGGGCCUUCUCCACGGCAGCCCUCGCCUCUGACCGUUUGGCCAUCGAAUCUCUGGGUCAAGAGAAGAAAGAACUGUCCCCCCAGCACCUGCUGUCCUGUCAGAGACGAGGACAGAGAGGAUGCAAAGGUGGACAUCUGGACAGAGCGUGGUAUUUCAUGAGGAAAAAAGGCAUCACUACAACGAAGUGCUUCCCGUAUCUCGGAAAAGCGGACGUCACGUGCCCAUUCAAUAAUGGAAACAGCGCAGGGAAAGUUCGAUGCCCUACCGGAACUGAAGAUGAAGUUUAUUUGUCCACGCCCCCUUACCGUGUGGGACCCAAGGAAGAAGAAAUAAUGAGAGAGUUGUAUUUCAAUGGUCCAGUGCAAGCCACCUUCAGGGUGCACUCUGAUUUCUUCCUGUACAAAAGCGGCGUUUAUCAUCACAUUGAAUCGCUGGUGGCCGGUUUGCCUCAAGCAUUUAGGCAACAGGACUUUCACUCCAUCAGAAUUUUAGGAUGGGGUACAGAUGUAGUUGAUGGAAAAAGUAUCAAAUAUUGGUUGUGUGCCAACUCAUGGGGUGAAGAGUGGGGCGAGAAUGGCUAUUUCAGAAUUGUGAGAGGACAAGAUGAAUGCAACAUCGAAAUGUUUGUUGUGGGAGUGUGGGCACAUACAGAAACAAAUGGUUUCUAAUUUUAAUUUAUCAUCUGUAAAUAUCCAGAUAUGUUUUUAGUUAGUUUUUGUAUGAUAAAAGGUAAUUGCAUUCAUUUGUGUUGUGCUUCUGAUAAUAAAGUGCCUGCCUUUCUGUGUAAUUAUGAUGGCAAAUGUUUAUAUUAAACUAAUGGUUACAUAA
Argiope bruennichi is the source of this 1785-nucleotide messenger RNA. RefSeq lists its product as uncharacterized. Gene Ontology annotation, biological process: proteolysis. Bases 174 to 1625 code for a protein of 483 amino acids. The transcript has 11 exons. Gene Ontology annotation, molecular function: cysteine-type peptidase activity. Gene Ontology annotation, cellular component: lysosome. The record is from RefSeq and is a predicted model, not a curated record. Lineage: Eukaryota; Metazoa; Arthropoda; Arachnida; Araneae; Araneidae.